AUGGAGGAAAUGGAAACCAAGCUCUGCAGCAGUGAUAAAGAGGAAACUUUCAAAAGAGAACUACCGUACUGCAUAGGAGAAAUAGACUUCACAGCUUCUGGGAAGAAACAUGGAAAGUUUAUUAAGGUCCCGAGUACCAUUCACCCUGGAAUUAUAUUCGAAGUUAUGCUCAACAAAUGGAAGCUACCUGCUCCCAAUUUGGUUGUCUCUUUAGUGGGGGAAGAAGAAAAUUUCCAGAUGAAGCCUUGGCUACGGGACACCUUAAAGAAAGGACUUAUAAAGGCAGCUCAAAGCACAGGUGCCUGGAUUUUUACCAGUGCUUUACGUGUAGGAAUAACAAGACACUUAGUGCAAGCAGUCCGAGAUCUUGCACUGGCUAGCACUUCAUCCAGAGCGAGCGUGAUUGCCAUAGGAAUAACUUCACUCAGAAAAAUUCAGCACAGAGAAAUUCUGGACAACACAAAGAAUGAAAGUCUUGUACACUAUCAAUCAGAUGAUGAUAUUCGAGGCCCACCAUAUUCCUUGGACCACAACCAUUCCCAUUUUAUUUUGGUGGACCAUGUAACACCAGAUGAGCCAGAUGGAACCACUAAGCUACGUUUCGCCUUGGAAAAGCAUAUUUCAGAACAGCGCACUGGAUAUGGUGGAACGGGUAGCAUUGAGAUCCCUGUGCUUUGCUUAUUGGUAAAUGGAGGACCAGGCACACUUGAGAGAGUCUGCAGCGGUUUGGAAAAUUCUGCUCCCUGGCUUAUCUUAGCGGGGUCUGGAGGCACAGCUGAUAUCUUAGCUGAAUUCAUGAAUGACCCACAGCUUAUCAUGCCAGAAGCUGUUGAAAAGCAAUUUAAGGAGAAAUUCCCUGCAGAAAGCUUCUUGUGGAAGGACAUUCUUCAGUGGACGCUAACAAUUCAAAAUAUUGUUUCACACCAGCAUCUUUUAACUCUGCACAGUUUUGAGCAAGAAGGUUCAGAAGAACUGGACACAGUCAUUUUAAAAGCUUUAGUAAAAGCCUGCAAAAGUCAGAGUCAGGAGGCCCAAGAGUAUCUGGAUGAACUGAAGCUGGCGGUGGCCUGGAAUAGAGUCGAUAUUGCUAAAAGUGAAAUAUUCAAUGGUGACGUGGAGUGGAAGUCCUGUGACCUGGAGGAAGUGAUGAUGGAUGCUCUGGUCAAUGACAAACCAGAAUUUGUAAAAUUAUUUAUUGACAAUGGGGCUAACAUAUAUGAAUUCCUGACCUACAGUCGUCUGCAGCGACUCUACUGUUCCAUUUCUCAGAAAUGUCUCCUCUAUGAACUUCUUAUGAAGAAGCAUGAAGAAAACAAGCUGACCUUGGCAGGGCUCACUGGUCAACACGAAAAUGAGCAGAAGGAGAUCUCCCCACUGUUCACUCUCAAUGAGGUCUCUAGAGUUCUCAGGGAUUUUCUUCAUGAUGCAUGCAAAGGUUUCUAUCAAGACCUCAGACACGGAGGCAAGAAAAAAUCUGAUAAAAUGAAUACAAAGCGAUUACCUGGACCCUUGGAUAUGAACCAGAAAAGUGAAAAUCCUUGGAGAGAUUUGUUUGUAUGGGCAGUACUUCAAAACCGGCACAAGAUGGCAAACUAUUUCUGGGCUAUGGGGCAGGAGGGUGUAGCUUCAGCUCUGGCAGCCUGCAAGAUCCUUAAAGAAAUGUCCCGCCUGGAGACCGAGACCAAAGCAGCCUGUAUAAUGAAAGAGGCCAAGUAUGAGCAGCUCGCUGUCGAACUGUUUAGUGAAUGCUACCACAACAGUGAGGAGAGAGCAUUUGCUCUGUUGGUGAGGAAAAAUCAGUACUGGAGCAGAACCACUUGCCUUCAGCUUGCUACAGAAGCAGAUGCAAAGUCUUUCUUUGCACAUGACGGUGUCCAGGCCUUCCUGACAAAAAUAUGGUGGGGAGACAUGUCAACAAGCACACAGAUCCUGAAGUUAAUCUGUGGGUUCUGGUGUCCUUUCCUAAUCUACACAAAUUUAAUAGCAUUCAGUGAGGAAAAACAACCAAAGAAUGAGCCAGAGCCAUCAAGAGAGCUGGACAGUUUGGAUACAGAGAGGACUCUGUUUUUUUCCAAGGAAGAAGAUAGAGGAAAUGCUAAAUUGGAAAAACAGAACCCUUCUGAAAACACAGCGUGGGCAACAUUCAUGUUUAUCCGGUGGAGAAAAUUCUGGAAUGCCCCUGUAACUGUAUUUAUGGGGAAUGUUAUAAUGUACUUUGCUUUUCUGUUUCUAUUUACUUAUGUCCUUUUACUGGACUUUAAACCACCUCCACCUGAUGGUCCAUCUGUUAAAGAAAUUAUACUAUACUUCUGGGUGUUUACCCUUGUCUUGGAAGAGAUCCGACAGAGUUUCUAUACAGAUGAAGACACAAAUUUAAUGAAAAAAUUUAAACUGUAUGUGGAGGAUAACUGGAAUAAAUGUGAUAUGGUGGCCAUCUUUCUCUUCAUAAUUGGGGUAACCUGCAGGAUGCUGAACUCAACUUUCCAAGCCGGCCGUACAAUACUUGCCAUUGAUUUUAUGGUGUUUACACUUAGACUUAUACAUAUUUUUGCAAUUCACAAACAACUUGGACCAAAGAUCAUAAUUGUGGAAAGGAUGAUGAAGGAUGUUUUCUUCUUUCUGUUCUUCUUGAGUGUGUGGCUCAUUGCCUACGGUGUGACAACUCAAGCUCUACUUCAUCCUGAUGACAGACAAGUGGAAUGGAUAUUCAGAAGGGUGCUUUAUCGUCCCUACCUUCAGAUAUUUGGUCAGAUUCCACUGGAUGAAAUAGACACAUCACGAACAUAUCCCAGGAACUGCACAUUUAAUCCACUGCAGAUUCUGCAGGAGAACACACCAUCGUGUCCUAAUAGCUAUGCCAACUGGCUUGUCAUACUUCUGCUGGUCAUAUUCCUACUAGUCACAAAUGUUCUGCUUAUGAAUCUCCUGAUUGCAAUGUUCAGUUAUACUUUUCAAGUUGUUCAGGGCAAUACAGACAUCUUCUGGAAAGUUCAGCGCUACAACCUGAUUGUGGAAUAUCAUGGCCGUCCUGCCUUAGCACCACCAUUUAUCAUUAUUAACCACAUAACUCUGGUUCUCAGAAGACUCUUCAACAAAAUGGAACAUAAAAAAAACAUCUGGGUGAAAAGAGAUCUUCCAGUGGGCCUAGAUCAAAAAAUCAUAACAUGGGAGCUGAUGCAAAAGGAACAUUAUCUCAUAAACCUUGAACAAGAAAAGAAAGAAAGCAAUGAAGAAAGGCUGAAGGCCACAUCUAAUAAGGUAGAUAAUUUGUCGAAAUAUUUUAGUGGGUUGAAAGAACAAGAAAAACGGUUUAAAGUUCUGGAAGCCCAAAUUUGUUAUUGUACAGCUGUUAUCUCCUCAAUGGCAGAGGUCUUAACCAAAAAGAACCUCCUGAGCACCCAACCAGCUCCAAACUAUACAUGUGUGAUGAAUGCCAACACAGAAUGGCCUUUGCCAGAAAGAAGUGAAAGAGAAGAGCAUGCAGAUCAGUUUGAGAAUGACAUCGCAUACAUCGAUAAUUAA
Myiozetetes cayanensis is the source of this 3522-nucleotide messenger RNA. RefSeq names its product transient receptor potential cation channel subfamily M member 5 (gene TRPM5). Gene Ontology annotation, molecular function: ligand-gated calcium channel activity; calcium-activated cation channel activity. The transcript has 24 exons. Gene Ontology annotation, biological process: calcium ion transmembrane transport. NCBI's taxonomy places the organism in Eukaryota, Metazoa, Chordata, Aves, Passeriformes, Tyrannidae. The coding region runs from base 1 to 3522 and encodes 1173 amino acids. The record is from RefSeq and is a predicted model, not a curated record. Gene Ontology annotation, cellular component: membrane.